AUGAGAAGAUAUUCACGUUGGAACAGGCACAUAACCCCUCAAAAUGACAGACAUUACUCUACAGAGCCUCCUGGAGACUUGGCCAUCGUCGAACACCGUCAACACCCUCGGGGCAUUAUGUGGGCCGGUAUCUGUGCAUCGGGCAAGACCCCUUUGAUUUUUGUUGAUGAAGGAGUAAAAAUCAAUAAAGAAGUUUACCAAAAGGACAUUCUGGAAGCCGUAGUACUGCCUUGGUCACGAGAACACUUCAAGAACACCAAAUGA
This is a messenger RNA of Bursaphelenchus okinawaensis, 264 nucleotides long. Lineage: Eukaryota; Metazoa; Nematoda; Chromadorea; Rhabditida; Aphelenchoididae. The record is from the annotation of a GenBank genome assembly.